This is a messenger RNA of Dromaius novaehollandiae (emu), 5721 nucleotides long. RefSeq names its product calcium voltage-gated channel subunit alpha1 S (gene CACNA1S). The record is from RefSeq and is a predicted model, not a curated record. The transcript is spliced from 44 exons. Gene Ontology annotation, cellular component: voltage-gated calcium channel complex; membrane. Gene Ontology annotation, molecular function: high voltage-gated calcium channel activity. Gene Ontology annotation, biological process: calcium ion import across plasma membrane. Lineage: Eukaryota; Metazoa; Chordata; Aves; Casuariiformes; Dromaiidae. Bases 56 to 5620 code for a protein of 1854 amino acids.
UGGGGAAAGAGGGCUGGGUUGUGGGGCAGGAAGAGGCAGCUAGGGGAGAAACACCAUGGAGCCUGCUUCCCCCCAAGAUGACGUGAAGAAGAGGCAACAGAAGGAGAAGUCCAAGAAACCGGUGCCGCCAGCAGCCCCCCGGCCAGCCAGGGCUCUGUUCUGCUUAACCCUGCAAAACCCGCUGCGGAAGGCAUGCAUCAGCAUCGUGGAGUGGAAACCCUUUGAGAUCAUCAUCCUUCUGACCAUCUUUGCCAACUGUGUGGCACUGGCCAUCUACCUGCCAAUGCCUGAGGAUGACACCAACAUUGCAAACUCCAGCCUGGAGAAGAUCGAAAUCGCCUUCCUGAUCUUCUUUGCCAUUGAGGCGAUGCUCAAGAUAAUUGCCUACGGGUUUCUUUUCCAUGCAGACGCCUACCUCCGAAAUGGCUGGAAUGUGCUUGACUUCUCCAUCGUGUCUCUGGGGCUUUUCACCAUGACCCUGGAGCAGAUCAACGCCAGGGAAGGAGGGACUUCAGGUGGGAAAGGUGGAUUUGACGUAAAGGCCCUGCGAGCAUUUCGCGUGCUGAGACCCCUGCGCCUGGUGUCUGGAGUGCCAAGCCUUCAGGUUGUCCUGAACUCCAUCAUCAAGGCCAUGGUACCCCUGCUCCACAUCGCCCUGUUGGUCCUCUUCAUGAUCAUCAUCUACGCCAUUGUCGGGCAAGAGCUCUUCAAGGGCAAAAUGCACAAGACCUGCUACUACAUUGGGACAGAUGUGAUUGCCACAGUGGAGCCAGAGAAGCCAGCCCCAUGCACCAGCUCUGGCCACGGGCGUCACUGCACCAUCAAUGGCACUGAGUGCCGAAGUGGCUGGCCAGGGCCCAACGAAGGCAUUACUCACUUUGAUAACUUUGGCUUCGCCAUGUUGACUGUCUACCAGUGCAUCACCAUGGAGGGCUGGACUGAAGUUCUCUACUGGGUGAACGAUGCCAUUGGGAAUGAGUGGCCCUGGAUCUACUUUGUCAGCCUUAUCCUGCUCGGUUCCUUUUUCGUUCUCAACCUGGUGCUGGGGGUGCUCAGCGGUGAGUUCACCAAAGAACGUGAGAAGGCCAAGUCCCGGGGCACGUUUCAAAAGCUGCGAGAGAAGCAGCAGCUGGAGGAGGAUAUGAAGGGCUACAUGGACUGGAUCACCCAUGCUGAAGUCAUGGACAGCGAUCGGGCCAGAGGAGAAGGUAUGAUGUCGUUGGAUGAAGGAGGGUCGGAGACAGAGAGCUUGUAUGAAAUUGAGGGCAUGAACAAAUGGAUUGUCUACUUCCGCCAGUGGAGGCGUUGGAACCGAAUGUUUCGUAGGAAGUGCAGGGAUGUGGUGAAGUCCAAGUUCUUCUACUGGCUUGUCAUCCUGCUCGUGGCACUGAACACCUUGUCCAUCGCCUCUGAACACCACUUACAGCCUGACUGGCUAACAAGGGUGCAAGACAAUGCCAACCGGGUGCUGCUGUCACUCUUUGUGGCUGAGAUGCUGCUGAAGAUGUAUGCACUGGGCCUGCGCCAGUACUUCAUGUCCCUUUUCAACCGCUUUGAUUGCUUUGUGGUGUGCGCGGGGAUCUUGGAGACCAUCCUGGUGGAACUCAGCAUCCUGUCACCCCUGGGCAUCUCUGUGCUGCGUUGCAUCCGGCUCCUCCGCAUCUUCAAGAUCACCAGGUACUGGACAUCUCUGAGCAACCUGGUGGCCUCCCUGCUCAACUCAGUCCGCUCUAUUGCCUCUUUACUCCUACUCCUCUUCCUCUUCAUUAUUGUCUUUGCCCUGCUGGGCAUGCAGCUCUUUGGAGGCAAGUUUGACUUUGAAGACAUGGAGGUGUGGCGCAGCACUUUUGACAACUUUCCCCAGGCCCUCAUCAGUGUCUUCCAGAUCCUUACAGGAGAGGACUGGAAUUCAAUCAUGUAUAAUGGGAUCAUGGCCUAUGGGGGCCCAUCCUUCCCUGGCAUGCUGGUCUGCAUCUACUUCAUCAUUCUCUUCGUCUGUGGGAACUACAUCCUCCUCAAUGUAUUCCUGGCUAUCGCAGUCGAUAACCUGGCCGAGGCUGAGAGCCUUACCUCAGCCCAGAAGGCCAAAGCAGAGGAGCGCAAGCGGCGGAAGAUGUCCAGAGGUUACCCAGACAAGUCUGAAGAUGAGAAGCAGCUGUUGGCAAAGAAGCUUGAGCAGAAAGCAAAAGGAGAAGGGAUUCCCACAACAGCCAAGUUAAAAGUGGAUGAAUUUGAAUCCAAUGUCAAUGAGAUCAAAGACCCCUACCCUUCUGCAGACUUCCCAGGUGAUGAUGAGGAAGAUGAGCCUGAAAUCCCUCUGAGCCCUCGGCCACGUCCUCUGGCAGAGCUACAGCUGAAAGAGAAGGCUGUGCCUAUGCCUGAAGCCAGCUCCUUCUUCAUCUUCAGCCCCACUAACAAGUUUCGGAUGCUGUGCCACAGAAUUGUCAAUGCCACCUGGUUCACCAACUUCAUCCUGCUCUUCAUCCUGCUCAGCAGCAUCUCGCUGGCAGCCGAGGAUCCCAUCCGGGCUGAGUCCUUCCGCAAUCAGAUUCUUGGAUAUUUUGACAUUGGCUUCACCUCUGUCUUCACAGUAGAAAUUGUCCUGAAGAUGACAGCAUACGGCGCUUUCCUGCACAAAGGCUCCUUCUGCAGGAACUCAUUCAACAUCCUCGACCUGCUCGUUGUCGCUGUCUCUCUCAUCUCCAUGGGAAUUGAGUCAAGCACCAUCUCGGUGGUGAAGAUCCUCCGGGUGCUGAGGGUACUGAGGCCUCUGCGAGCUAUUAACAGGGCAAAGGGCCUGAAGCAUGUCGUCCAGUGUGUUUUUGUGGCCAUCAAGACUAUUGGCAACAUUGUGAUCGUCACAACAUUGCUGCAGUUCAUGUUUGCCUGCAUUGGGGUCCAGCUCUUCAAGGGGAAGUUUUACAGCUGUACAGAUCCAUCCAAGUUGACGGAGAAGGAGUGCAGGGGCUAUUUCAUCACUUAUGUGGAUGGGGACCCAACGCAGAUUGAGAUGCUUCAGCGCGAAUGGUUGCACAAUGACUUCCACUUUGACAAUGUCUUCUCGGCCAUGAUGUCACUUUUCACUGUCUCCACCUUCGAGGGCUGGCCACAGCUUCUGUACACGGCCAUCGACACUAACACUGAGGAUACGGGCCCUAUCUACAACUACCGGGUGGAGAUUGCAAUGUUCUUCAUCAUCUACAUCAUCCUUAUUGCCUUCUUCAUGAUGAACAUCUUCGUGGGCUUUGUCAUCGUCACCUUCCAGGAGCAAGGGGAGAGCGAGUACAAGAACUGUGAGCUGGACAAGAACCAGCGCCAGUGUGUGCAGUAUGCACUGAAAGCUCGCCCUCUGAGGCGCUACAUCCCCAAGAACCCCUACCAGUAUCAGAUCUGGUACGUGGUCACCUCCUCCUAUUUUGAGUACCUCAUGUUCUUCCUGAUCCUGCUGAACACCAUCUGCCUGGGCAUGCAGCAUUACAACCAGUCUGCAGAGAUGAACCAUGUCUCAGACAUCCUCAAUGUGGCUUUCACCGUCCUCUUCACCGUGGAGAUGAUCCUCAAGCUCAUGGCUUUUAAAGCCAAGGGCUACUUCGGGGACCCCUGGAACGUCUUUGACUUCCUCAUUGUGAUUGGCAGCAUCAUCGAUGUCAUCCUCAGCGAGAUUGAUACUGUUCUUGCUUCCAGUGGUGGAUUGUACUGCCUCGGCGGAGGCUGUGAUAGCAUUGACUCUGAUGACAACUCCCGCGUCUCCAUCACCUUCUUCCGUCUUUUCCGGGUGAUGCGGUUGGUGAAGCUGCUGAGCCGGGGAGAAGGUGUCAGAACCCUCCUGUGGACCUUCAUCAAGUCAUUCCAGGCUCUGCCCUAUGUUGCCUUGUUGAUUGUGAUGCUCUUCUUCAUCUAUGCUGUGAUCGGGAUGCAGAUGUUUGGGAAGAUUGCCAUGGUGGAUGGUACUCAAAUCAACCGAAACAACAACUUCCAAACCUUCCCACAAGCUGUGUUGCUGCUAUUCAGGUGUGCGACAGGGGAGGCCUGGCAGGAGAUCCUACUGGCCUGCAGCUACGGGAAGCUGUGUGAUCCUGAAUCAGACUUUGCUGAGGGCGAGGAGUACACCUGCGGCACGGGCUUCGCCUACUUCUAUUUCAUCAGCUUCUACAUGCUCUGCGCCUUCCUGAUCAUUAAUCUCUUUGUGGCUGUCAUCAUGGACAACUUUGACUACCUCACGCGCGACUGGUCCAUACUUGGGCCCCAUCACCUGGAUGAGUUCAAACGGAUCUGGGCUGAGUAUGACCCUGAGGCCAAGGGCAGGAUCAAACACCUUGAUGUGGUGACUCUGCUGAGACGUAUCCAGCCUCCCCUGGGCUUUGGGAAGUUCUGCCCACAUCGUGUAGCUUGUAAGCGUCUGGUGUGCAUGAACAUGCCUCUGAACAGCGAUGGCACUGUCACCUUCAACGCAACCCUCUUUGCACUGGUGAGGACAGCUCUCAAGAUCAAGACAGAAGGUAACUUUGAGCAGGCCAAUGAGGAGCUCAGAGCCAUCAUCAAGAAAAUCUGGAAGCGAACAAGUAUGAAGCUUUUGGACCAGGUCAUCCCACCUAUUGGAGAUGACGAGGUGACAGUGGGUAAAUUCUAUGCCACAUUCCUCAUCCAAGAGCAUUUCAGGAAGUUCAUGAAGCGCCAGGAGGAGUAUUACGGUUACCGACCCAAGAAGAAUCCUGUGGAGAUCCAGGCUGGGCUCAGGAGCAUCGAAGAAGAAGCUGCCCCUGAAAUCCAUCGGGCCAUCUCUGGGGACCUGACAGCUGAGGAGGAGCUAGAGAGAGCAAUGGUGGAGGCUGCCAUGGAAGAAGGGAUAUACAGGAGGACAGGCGGCCUGUUUGGCCAGGUUGACACCUUCCUGGAGCGGAGCAGCCCCCUGCAGCCCCAUGUGGCCAGCCAGAGACCUCUGCAGUUCACCGAGGUGGGCAGCGAAGACCUCGACUCCCCUGUCUUUCUCGAUGACUUCCCCCAGGAAGGCAACACCAACGUCAACAAUGCCAACAACAACAACUCACUGGAAGGGGUGAAGUACGAGGAUGAGUUGCUUGGGCAGAAGGUACUGACAGCACCCAGGCAGCCACGCCUGUCUCCAGCAUUGGAGCAUAACCACACCUUCCCCAUGGAGAGGCUGCAGCACAGGCUGAGCAGAAGGCGAGUGGCCACUUUUGGGGGCUGCCCAUCGUCAGAGCUGCAUGUUCUGCCUCAGGAGCUGCCCAGGGAGAAUGUCUCUGUGGAGAGAACAGCGUCCAGCUCAGUGUGCCAGCAGAGUGAAAGCAGUGACCCAAAUGCAGCUUCCACCCCAGCCAUCACCUUCCUCAUCCAGGAGGCUCUGAUCUCUGGGGGCCUCACAGCUCUGGCCCAUGACCCAUCCUUCGUAGCAGUGACCAGGAACGAGAUGGCAGCCAGCAGCCAGCUGGAGAUGAGCGAAGUGGAGAAGGCAGCUGUGGAACUGCUAAAGGGAAGAGAAAACCUUCAGAGCAUGGAAACCUGCUCUGCCCACCAGGACACCUUGGCUGCAUCACCACCCAUCUCCCAAGAGCUCAGCACAGCCACCUCCCAGGAGACCGUCUCCAUCACUUGCCUGUGAGCUGCCAAUGCUGCCUAAUGGGCACAGCCUCUUUCAGGUGCUUGCAAGGCAGUUACUAGAGAUAUGUCAUGCUUCUCCCCCUCUCUGCCCUUGGGGCUGGU